Messenger RNA from Mesoplodon densirostris (Blainville's beaked whale), 1206 nucleotides. Its product is annotated as putative DBH-like monooxygenase protein 2. Gene Ontology annotation, biological process: norepinephrine biosynthetic process; octopamine biosynthetic process; dopamine catabolic process. The record is from RefSeq and is a predicted model, not a curated record. The transcript has 8 exons. Gene Ontology annotation, molecular function: dopamine beta-monooxygenase activity; copper ion binding. Gene Ontology annotation, cellular component: secretory granule membrane. Lineage: Eukaryota; Metazoa; Chordata; Mammalia; Artiodactyla; Ziphiidae. The coding region runs from base 1 to 1206 and encodes 401 amino acids.
AUGGUGUGUCCUCACAAGCCUCGUGCACUUAAUCCUGAGGUUUGCUGCCGAGAGAGUCAACUCUGGGAUUUGGAUGAUGAAAGGAAAGGGGGCUGGGAGAGGGCUGGCAGUCCUAUCUCCUGGCCCCCUUCUCCAUUUGUCUUAAUCCCCAAGUGCGAUUGGGAUCAGAGUGUCUCUGACACCCCUGUUAUCUCCUCCCUGGGCUCCGGUUCCUCAAGGUUGGUGCCUCCCCAGGCUCCACCCUCUGGCCUUGGCCAGGCUCCCGUCCUGGGCCAAAACAACCACCUGGGCCUCACAUCACGUCUGCGUUAUUCCACGUUCCUAGAUCCUUCUAAUGUCAUUUUCCUGCACUGGGACUUUGACCUUGAGGCUGAGAUCAUCACUUUUGAGCUCCAGGUCCAGACAGCUGGCUGGGUGGGCUUGGGUAUCACAAGUCGCUACACCAGAGUGGGAAGCAAUCUGGUUGUUGGAGGAGUCUCGCCGGACGGCAAUGUCUAUUUCUCAAAUCAGCACCUGGUGGAUGAAGACGCUCUGGAGGAGGAUGGGAGCCAGGACGCAGAGCUGCAGGCACUGACAGAAGACGCCGUCUAUACCACCAUGCGCUUCUCCAGGCCCUUCCGCUCCUGUGACCCUCAAGACCAAGACGUCACUAGUGACACUGUGAGGGUGCUUGCCGCCUACGGCCCAGAUGACACUCUGAAGCUGGAUUGGGAGUGUACUUCUGUGAAGUCCAUCUUCCUGCUCCAAAUUGUCCACCCCGAUGUCCCCGAGGACACCAUCAUCCAUGACUUGGAGAUCACUGAUUUCCUCAUCCCAGAGGAUGACACCACAUAUGCCUGCACCUUCUUCCCUCUCUCCAUCGUUAGCAAGAAGCACCAUAUCUACAAGUUUGAGCCCAAGUUGAUCCAUCACAAGGAGACGAUGGUGCACCACAUCCUGGUGUAUGCCUGCGGCAAUGCCAGUGUUCUCCCCAAGGGCAUCAGCGACUGCUACGGGGCCGACCCCGCCUCCUCCCUCUGCUCGCAGAUCAUCGUGGGCUGGGCUGUCGGGGGCACAAGUUACCAGUUUCCAGGUGACGGGGGUAUCUCUACUGGGAUGCCUUUGGACCCCCAGUGGGUCCGACUGGAGAUUCACUACAGCAAUUUGCACAGUCUUCCUGGUGAGCACCUAGAGCAUUUACGGGAGAGCGGCGGUGAGGCUGGAUGA